CAGAUUGAUGCGAAUGAGGGACUGUUCUUAUUACUGCUGGGUCGCAUAUGACCUUUGACGAAAAUGCAAGCUUUUGGUAUGUUACUGCUUUCUCUAACAUUUCUCCUUUCUUCCCCAUGAUUCGCCGGUGCGAUGACCUCAUUGGCUUUACCAUUCUGCUAAUCGCGACACAUGCAGUCCCAAAAAACAGAAGGCCUAGGUUUGAGUUAGUUCUUCGAAUUAUCGACCUGAACAAUAUUCCUCUCGUUAGCGGAGCCGCAUAUAUAAAAUGGCGGUUACCCUCUUCAAAUGCCAAUGAGCAUCAUGGGACAACCGACAAAUCGCUCAUCCAUGAGCAUAAAGCAUCUUGGCACUAUGAACGGACUGUGCAAGUCAGGAUGACGAUCGAGCGCGACCAAACCCUCCAUGAAUGCGAAAUCCAAUUUGAAGUUAUACAAGAAUUUUCAUCUGGUGCUCAUGCUGAGAAGAAUCUUCUGGGGAGGGUGAAACUCAAUUUAUGCGAGUAUGUAGACAAAAGCGAUGACGACGAGGGUAUCAUCCGCCGAUACUUGAUGCAGGACAGCAAGAUAAAUAGCACACUGAAAAUUGGCAUAUCUGUGCAACAAAUAGAAGGAGAUCGCAACUUCACGACUCCGCCAUUAAAAUCCGCUAUGGCUUUCGGUGGGAUAACAGGCGUCGUGGCUUCUGAGCAGGCCGAGGCUGAUGACUCGGGCCAGCCACCUUUGAUCAACACCCAGAGUCGAGAGGUCGCUGAUAUGCAAGAGAUGUACCGACGCACAUUGGCGGCCUCCUGGACUUCUCGCGCGGACGACCUACCCGCGGAUAAAUUAAUUGAAGGGCUAUUCUCUGGAAGUAUCUGCCGGAGCGACUCACGAGAUCCUGACUCCAUGCAAUCUGAGGGUUAUCAUGAUGAACGCCCUUCACAUCGUGGUGCAGGCACCACUAACCAGACCGGAACGCGCAACCUUCUCUCUCCGGGGUUUGAAAGGCGCGCAAAGAGUGCGAGCCGCUCAAAUGCAAACCAGACGCUAGAAUUUGCUCCAGCGAUUGAACACAACCGAAAGAACGGAAGCAUUGAGCACCAGCUCUAUGAUAAUGCCAAGGGCAAGACUUGGAGAAAUCGUAGUACAGAACAUGAACUGUCGGAGUUCGACGUUCGUGAGAAUUUACGGAGCUGGGAAGUUAACCUGUCUUGCCUAGGUCGCCCAUUCCCAAUGCUUUCUCAAUCAGCUAUAAAGGCGGGGGGCCUUAUAAACCGUCAAUUACUCUCAGCAUGUCGGCCACACGCUGCUUGCGCCUCAUUAACCCAACGUGGGCAUUAUCUUGUUCGAUACCAGAAUACGGCCAGCAAUUCCAGCGACGACACACACCAUGACCAACACCAUGAUCGCUCGAGCCGCCAUCGCGAAUCCGACCGAAAGCGGAAUAGGAGAAAGUUUGGAAAUAAAAGUCGGAGAGUCGAACUUGAAUAUUCCUCCCUUGGAAAGCCGGGUGAAGUCCUUGUCGUGCGGGAGAAACCUCGCCGACAGCCUCCGCUCAAAGCAUCAUCCGAGGAAGAAGCAGGCGAACUUCCGAUCAUGCUGAGCGAGCUCCAACCAGAUACAUCUUAUUCCGAUAGCGCAGUGAUAGCUGAACGGAUUGAAAGCUUUCUCGCGCCGCAUCGACCACGAGAACAGUUGGCGCCACCCGAUUGGGAGGAUCUCCGAAGCAGGCUUCGGCCUUCUUUUACGGCUCCCCAACUCUCCAAGUAUAUUUCUACAACAUUGAAAGCACGAAAUGAUGGUGCUGAAGGAAGUCCAGCACAUCUUGAACACUGGGAUGCAGAGUGGAAACCUGGCACUUCACUUUACCUAGAGACAGGACCGGCAUCCCAAGAAACAAUCGCCGAUAGGAUUGCCGCGUCCCGGGCUCUCAAAGGCAAGGACCUUUUGAUUGAGCAAGUUCUCCGUGAUUGUUGGCAGCUUGGGCAGGCGGGCGAAAUUGGACAACUCGAUAUCCGCCUUCCCACUUAUUCCUUGACCCUGCUUACAGGUUCGAACUAUUUUUCGUUUGAAGAGCUGGCUAAUAUACACGAAACGACAAUCGAUGUAACACAUUCUUUGGGACUUGUAAGGGUCACCGGAAAGCAACGCCCGUGUGAGUCGAUCCGUGAGAUCAUCAAUGAUUAUACGAAAAGGAUACAAGCAGUUGAGCUCGGCCUCCCGUCUCCAGACAACGAGAAUACUAAAAUUUUUGCUGAGGCGCUUAGCCCUGGCUUUAUUUCCUGGGUUGAGACUACAUAUAAAGUUUCCUUUGAGUUGGAUUCAUUACAGUUCCCCAGUCGGAUGCAUGUCCUUCCCGAAAACGAAAGGAAUGUGGAAGAUGCUCGAAGAACCUUGCACCUAGCUUUCAACAAAGCCGCUUCACCCUCUGCGCCAUUCAGCACUUAUUUCCCUGCUUCAAAGCUCUCGGGAAUGCAUGAUGUCGAUCUUGGAGAGGCUGCCCCCUGGCAGGUUCGGGAGAAGCCAUGGUUUCGAUGGCAGACACCUGAGAGCGAAAGAUUGCCGAUCCUACCUGGUUAUCUUCUACAUGAGGGGCAAUCCGAGCUUUGUAAAGAACUACUUACUUUCCUUCGACGACAACCCUCUUGGAGUGCGAAAUUUGGAACCGCUAUUGAAGUCCGCGAAUCAAUAACAGCAACGCUUGGUCAAUGUCUCUUUCUCCGCAAGCCAACUAUCGAAAAAGGCCAGGCCAGCGCGUCUCAGUUAGGUCAAAUGUCUCUUGAACGGACCUUUGUUAGUGAUGUACCUCGAGUUUCACGGCUUCUUGGUAAAUUGGCGCCAAAGCGUGUUGAGUCAACCUCUUAUCGCAUUCGGCUGGUGCCAUCGGCACUCCAUACAAACAUAUUCCCAUCCCUCGAGCUAGAGUUCACUCACCCACCCAAAAAUAUACGCAAACACCAAAAUGAAUUAGUCAUUAGUGGUGCACAAGUGAACUUGAUGGAAAACAGUGUCGACCACUUACUACCAGAGAGCAUCGCGGACAUUCGGUUCACAAGAAAGUUGACCCAUGACCUUUUAACUGGACCCCAUGGGGUUUCUUUUCUUGACUCUGUCCUUGAAGACGUGCAACUUGAACUCAAAGAAAGCAGAACGAGUAAUAGGGAUAUUCCUCUACCAGCAUUCACAACAUUAAAUAUACCAAACUACCUUCUACAGCAAGACAGUGAGGAGGUAGGCAUGACUGCAUGCACUAAGGCUGAAUAUGUUUACCAGCCGGUAAAUGAUGUUCAAGGGACACUUGUGAACCAGUAUGAUGUCCGUGAUUGGCGGCUCUUCCAUGCUUCUUACGACGGUGGGCCGUAUGAAGCCCAUUCGACGACGGAUCUCUACCUGCAAACAACCUCAGAGCCUCGCUACAUUGAUGAAAUCCACCCCGGCAAGUCUGUUUCAUCGCGCCGGCAGAUUGGUAAACAUUUUGUUUUAUUUUACAACGUCGCCUGCGACAUGGUUUCUGGCCUGGAAUUAGAUGCAGAAGAGCGUGCGGUAGCUGGAAUGAGGGUAUAAGGAGAUAGGCUGGUGAGCAUAAUUGGAUUUUGGUAUAGAUAGGUGCGCAUUUAUCCUAAGAAGCGAUGUAUAUAUACUGCAUUUUAACGUUGUAAAAAGGAACUACUUAAUACCACCACACUUUAUAAAGUACAUAAACUGAG
Molecule: messenger RNA, 3688 nt
Organism: Aspergillus versicolor CBS 583.65
Lineage: Eukaryota; Fungi; Ascomycota; Eurotiomycetes; Eurotiales; Aspergillaceae
Product: putative respiratory complex assembly protein Rmp1
Exons: 5
Coding region: 48-3545 (1165 amino acids)
Source: RefSeq, a predicted model, not a curated record